AUGGAACAUCAACUAAUGAGCAGUUGUGCAAUGGAUAGUUGUUUUUUCAAUGAUAUCCUCGAUCAUACUCAUGGAAGUAAUCAUACGAAUAGUACUUCCAACCAAACCGAACAAGGUAUGCCCGAAUUACCACACUCACAGAAUUAUAUCAAUUUCGGCACCAAAAACAUUCCCGCGGCAGAAAAAAAUACUGCUGAGGGAACAGAUGAAUCUGAUGACAACAAACCCAAAAAACGCCAACAUGGGAAUAGAGAGUCGGUUCGUAAGUAUCGGGAGAGAAAGAAAGCCCGGCAAGCUUCAAUAGAGGAUGAGCUUAACAGAAUGAGGAUCGUAAAUCAGCAGUUGUUAAAAAGGAUGCAGGGACUAGUUUCUCUUGAGCAAGAGGUAGCAAGGUUCAAGUGUCUACUUGUAGACAUUAGGGGAAGGAUUAAAGGAGAAGUUGGAUCAUUUCCUUAUAAAACUCCCACAAACGGGAUUGGUGUCAUUCCUCAAAAUAUGUCCCGGCCGUCUACCUCAGCUGGAGCUUGUGAGGUGAAUCAUUGUGACCACCAAUGCCUUGGAUUGGAUAACAAUUCAGGAUUCAAGCCAUCUCUGGAGUUUGGACAAGCAAAUGUGAGGUUGGAGACUAAUUUUAGUACUUCCACUGCUGCCAAGAAGCGAAAAGGAAAGAGCUUAAACAGAUGCUUGAAUCAUGUAUAG
Molecule: messenger RNA, 699 nt
Organism: Papaver somniferum (opium poppy)
Lineage: Eukaryota; Viridiplantae; Streptophyta; Magnoliopsida; Ranunculales; Papaveraceae
Product: basic leucine zipper 19-like
Exons: 1
Coding region: 1-699 (232 amino acids)
Biological process (GO): regulation of transcription by RNA polymerase II; DNA-templated transcription
Molecular function (GO): DNA-binding transcription factor activity, RNA polymerase II-specific; RNA polymerase II cis-regulatory region sequence-specific DNA binding
Source: RefSeq, a predicted model, not a curated record